AAAUAAUUUUACAAAAUGGCUGCUUUUGCAAAAAUAUACAUGAGCCCAAAUUUAAUGCAAUUCACAGCCAUGCUUAUAUUUUUACAUUUAAGUGCGGCGGUGCAUCGUUACGAUCAGUCUUCCUCUUUGGAAACCAGUAAUCCCUAUUAUCGCACCUCUAGUUCGGGUGAGGUUUUCGGCUCCUCUUCUUCUCUGUCCAGCGAUGCUUUUCCCCAUCACAAUCGCUGUGAGGCCAUAACCAUAUCCAUUUGCAAAAAUAUACCCUACAACAUGACCAUUAUGCCCAAUCUAAUAGGCCAUACCAAACAGGAAGAGGCUGGCCUAGAGGUUCAUCAAUUUGCUCCUCUAGUCAAGAUCGGCUGCUCGCCCGAUUUACAGUUAUUCCUUUGUUCGUUAUAUGUUCCCGUUUGCACCAUUUUAGAGCAACCCAUACCUCCCUGUCGUUCGUUGUGUGAAUCGGCCAGAGUUUGUGAGACUCUUAUGAAAACUUAUAAUUUUAAUUGGCCCGAGAAUUUAGAGUGCUCGAAAUUUCCGGUGCAUGGCGGUGAGGCUUUGUGUGUGGCCGAGAAUACUACCUCGUCGACGGCCUCACCCACGCGAGUUGCUCCCAAGGUGACUACGCGCAAGAAUUAUGCCGGUUUGGAUAGUCCGCAUCGCGAUAUCGGUUUCGUGUGCCCCGUGCAAUUGAAAACGCCCCAGGGUAUGGGCUAUGAGCUGAAAGUUGGCGGCAAGGAUAAACGUGAUUGUGGUGCUCCCUGUCAUGCCAUGUUUUUCCCCGAAAAAGAACGUACCGUUCUUAGAUAUUGGGUGGGCUCAUGGGCGGCUGUUUGUGUGGCCAGCUGUUUGUUUACGGUCCUUACUUUCCUCAUUGAUUCCUCACGCUUUCGUUAUCCCGAAAGAGCCAUAGUUUUUCUGGCUGUUUGCUAUUUGGUGGUGGGCUGUGCUUAUGUAGCCGGUUUGGGUGCCGGCGAUUCAGUGUCCUGUAGGGAACCCUUUCCACCUCCAGUGCGAUUGGGCAGAUUACAAAUGAUGUCCACUAUAACACAGGGUCAUCGGCAGUCAACAGCUUGUACGGUUCUUUUCAUGGCUUUGUAUUUUUGUUGUAUGGCUGCAUUUGCCUGGUGGUCAUGUUUGGCAUUUGCUUGGUUUUUGGCUGCUGGUUUGAAAUGGGGUCACGAAGCCAUUGAAAAUAAAUCACAUCUAUUUCAUCUGGUUGCCUGGGCCAUACCAGCUUUACAAACCAUCUCGGUGCUGGCAUUAGCUAAAGUUGAAGGUGAUAUUUUAUCCGGAGUCUGUUUUGUGGGUCAAUUAGACACCCACUCCUUGGGCGUAUUCCUCAUCAUACCUUUGUGCAUUUAUCUGUCCAUUGGAGCCCUCUUCCUAUUAGCCGGUUUUGUAUCACUCUUUCGCAUACGCACUGUCAUGAAAACCGAUGGCAAGCGCACCGAUAAAUUGGAAAGACUAAUGAUGCGCAUUGGCUUCUUUUCGGGACUUUUUAUUCUGCCCGCUCUCGGCUAUUUGGGCUGCCUCUUCUACGAAUACUACAACUUUGACGAAUGGAUGAUACAAUGGCAUCGUGACAUCUGUAAACCUUUCUCCAUACCUUGUCCUCUGCCCCGGCCAGAUGGUUCAGAGUCUAGGCCCAUUUUCCAGAUAUAUAUGGUCAAGUAUUUGUGCUCAAUGCUGGUGGGUGUUACCUCAAGUGUGUGGCUGUAUUCGAGUAAGACGGUGGUGAGUUGGCGUAACUUUGUGGAGAGGCUGCAGGGUAAAGAGACAAGAACCCGGGGCCAGGCGUAUGUGUAAGGUAGUUUUAAGCUGACAUUUUAACAAGAAAUUAAAAAUUUUGAAUGUGAAGAAAACAAAACAAAACAAAAAA
Calliphora vicina (urban bluebottle blowfly) is the source of this 1876-nucleotide messenger RNA. RefSeq names its product frizzled (gene fz). The record is from RefSeq and is a predicted model, not a curated record. Bases 16 to 1803 code for a protein of 595 amino acids. Gene Ontology annotation, molecular function: Wnt-protein binding; Wnt receptor activity. The transcript is spliced from 5 exons. Gene Ontology annotation, cellular component: plasma membrane. Gene Ontology annotation, biological process: canonical Wnt signaling pathway; non-canonical Wnt signaling pathway. Lineage: Eukaryota; Metazoa; Arthropoda; Insecta; Diptera; Calliphoridae.